AUGGCGCAACUAUAUGGGGGUGACUCGGACUUCUGGACAGACGACGACAGCAGCGAUGAAUCCGCUGCUGAGGAGGAAUCUGCUGCUGCUGCUGCUGCUGCUAAGGAAUUAAAAUGUGAUAGUUUGCUGCAGCAGCUGCAGCAGCUGCAGCUGCAGCAGCAGCAGCAGCAGCAAGUAUUGCCACCAAUAUUAGACUUUAUUCCUCCUCCUCUAUCUGUUCCUCCUAUAUCCGAGGAAACCCUUAAUGAGUUACGCGAACUAGACAACGAAAUCCUACAAGAGCAGCAGCAGCAGCAACAGCAGCAGCAGCAGCAGCAGCAGCAACAGCAGCAGCAGCAAGAAGAAGAAGAAGUAAAUGAUAUAUCUGAUUCAUUAGAUUCACACGAAGGUCUUAACUUUAUCCCUAAGCAUCAUCAGCAGCAGCAACAACAGCAGGAUCAGCAGCAGCAGCAGCAGCAGCAGCAGCAGCAGCAGCAGCAGCAGCAAAUACUCCUACCACCAGAUAUAUUAGAUAUUUCUUCUCCUUCUUCUUCUUCUUCUUCUUCUUUUUUAAUUAAUUUUAAAUUAAUGGAGGAAAUACCAACAGAUAUUAAUCCAUUUGCUGCUCCUCCUCCUGUUAUUGAAUGUGAGCCUCCUCUCUUCCUGCAGCAGCAGCAGCAGCAGCAGCAGCAGCAGCAGCAACAGCAACAGCAGGAGGAGCAGCAGCAGCAGCGGGAGCAGCAGCGGGAGCGGAGACGAGAAGAAGAGGGUCAAAAGGAUGAUGUUGAUGACAGCAGCAGCAGCAGCAGCACUGCAGCAACAGCAUCAGCAGCAUCAGCAGCAGCAGCAGCAGCAGCAGCAGCAGAUAGUAUUAAACAGAAGCAGCAAAGACAUAUAAGAAAGAAAUGGUGUAUAGAAGAUGUUGCUGAUGUAUCUUUCUUUCGUCGUACAUUAAGAGAAAUAAGAAAAGAGCGUGCUGCUGCUGCUGCUGCAGCAGCAGCAGCAAGACAGCAGCAGCAACAAGCUGCAGCAGGAGGUAGUGCUGCACUCGAAUCCGCUCUUAGAGCACAGGUUGCACCUCCUCCUGAUGCAGCAGCAGCAGCAGCAGCAGCAGCAGCAGCAGUAACUGGUGCUGCUGCUGCUGCACCUACAGAUACAGCAUCUCCAUCUGCAGCAACAGAUACAUCACCCGAUACAGCAACAGCAGCAACAGCAGCAGCAACAGGAGCAGCAGCAGCAGCAGCAGCAGCAGCAGCAGAUUUAUCCCCAGAGGAGGAGCCUCUUGCUAUUGAGUUUGGCUUCCCUCUUGAUGACUUCCAGAAAAGGGCGAUCUUAAGAUUAGAAAAAAAUCAAUGUGUAUUUGUUGCUGCACAUACUAGUGCAGGUAAGACGGUGGUUGCUGAGUACGCAAUUGCAUUAGCAUUGCAAAGAAGAAGAAGAUGUGUAUUUACUUCUCCAUUAAAGGCGCUCUCUAAUCAGAAAUAUAGAGAUUUUAAGAAUAAAUUCGUAUCGGUGGGGCUGAUAACGGGAGAUAUUUGCAUCAAUCCUGGUGCAGCGUGUCUAAUUGUUACCACGGAAAUUCUAAGGGGUCUUCUAUUCAGAGGAGAUGAAAUAAUAAGCCAAUUAGAUACAGUUAUAUUUGACGAAGCACAUUAUGCAAAUGAUGCAGAAAGAGGAGUUGUAUGGGAAGAAUGUCUUAUUCUUCUUCCUCAACAUGAGUGUUUAAAGAGAUUAACUCCUGCGGAUAGGGAAUUAAGACAAAUAGAUUUUGUCUUAGAGUUAUUAAGAAAAGGAGUUGGUAUUCAUCAUGGUGGUCUUCUUCCUCUUAUUAAAGAAAUG
Eimeria maxima is the source of this 1818-nucleotide messenger RNA. RefSeq names its product DEAD/DEAH box helicase domain-containing protein, putative. The transcript is spliced from 5 exons. The annotation marks the transcript as partial. The record is from RefSeq and is a predicted model, not a curated record. NCBI's taxonomy places the organism in Eukaryota, Apicomplexa, Conoidasida, Eucoccidiorida, Eimeriidae. Gene Ontology annotation, biological process: RNA catabolic process. Gene Ontology annotation, molecular function: ATP binding; nucleic acid binding; RNA helicase activity.